Molecule: messenger RNA, 684 nt
Organism: Sphenostylis stenocarpa
Lineage: Eukaryota; Viridiplantae; Streptophyta; Magnoliopsida; Fabales; Fabaceae
Source: the annotation of a GenBank genome assembly
AUGGCGUUGUACCUGGACGAAGAAGAGGUUUGGAAGUGUCCGAAGCAUCCAUCCAAGCGAAGAAGAAGCGGAAUUUGCCCAAUUUGUCUUCGCGACCGUCUCGUAACUCUCUGCCCUGACUGUGCUAACGUGCGCCCUUGUUCCUGCUUCGCCACCAGCUCCUCCUCGUCUUCCUCGUCGUCGUCCUCCUUCUCUAGAUUUUCCGGCGGUGCCGGCGGCGCUGCUGCGGUUGGGCGCGUCCACAACCUCAUCGAGAUGGAGCCAGGGCUCCGGCGCUCGCGCUCCAUGGCGAUUCCGUUUCUCCGGUCGCGUUCUCGGUUCUCCGGCGGCGGUGACCGGGGUUCGGAUCUCGACAGCGCGAGGGACUCGCCGGCGUUGAACGGAAGUAGGUCGGCGAGGUCGUUCUGGUCAAUGUUUAAGUCGCAGAAGAGCACGAGAGGCGGAGCGCCGGAGCAGGAGUGGGAGGCGAAGAAGAUUUUGGCGGAGGAACGCGACGGCGAUGGGAGCGUAAAUCCGGUUAUGGCACGGUCGAAGUCAGUGGCGGUUACGGCGGUUUCCGGCGAUGGAGAUUUGAGACCGCGGACGAAGGGCAGAGGGUGGUUUUUUCCGAGUCCGAUGAAAGCUUUCCGGCAAUCGAAGGCUUCUAAAGUGGUUCAGGAACGGUCUCCUUUGUAUAGAGGUUGA